AUGGUUGGUGAAGACAAGUAUUGUGGUUAUAGGUCGUUGCUCUACGUCUCACAGUUUCUGGUGCAAACAGGUGAUUUGGAAAGGUUUGUUACGAAGGUUCUCCCUAAUUUGUUAACGCGUUUGGGUAUUAAUAAAGAUGAUCCAAGAAGAGUGAAGGUAUUGACAUUGUUUAAUCAAGUGCUAGUGGAUUUCCAAUUGGCCAAGUUGGAUAUAAGUGGUGAUGAUAUUACUGGUGCAUUGGCAAAGACUUCAAGAAAUUUGAUUAGAUCAAGUUUAGCGUUAUUUGGUGCUUUGACUACUAUAACUUCAAUUAAGAAUCUUGUGAUUAAUUUAAUCAAGAAUAAGAAAUUGGAUAGUUCAAUUUCCCUUAAAAUUUUCCAAAAUUUGGGGUUAGUUAGUGUUUCAUUGGGGAAUUUAUUAUCAUCAGUUCCAAGUAUACACUUAUUAUUGAAUAAGAUUAUUAAAUUAGAUCCUAAAACAUCAAAAAAGAUUACAACAUUCUUAACUGCUUUAAUUUCAUUUUCAAUUUAUCCAAAAAAUUAUUCUCGUGAUUUAUUAUCCAUUUAUGUAUUAGUAUACGGUUUGGAAAGUUUGCAAAAUUUGGAAUUCCAAAAAGGUUAUAUUUCAACUUUGAAAGAAAAAUACCCCCUAAUUGAUAAAUUAACACAAACUUGGAUUUUAAUCCCAUUCUUAUUAGGUGAAUUAUAUCAUACUUAUAUCAUUCAUCCAGAACAUUCUCCAAGUUUGGUUAAAAAAAUAUUUGAUUCACAAUUAUCUGAUUUAUAUGAUUCAAAACCUUCAUGGUAUAAUGGUAAACAAUGGCCUUUCACUACUGAAAUCAAUCAAUUAGUUAGAAAAGCUACUGUUUUGAAAGAUCGAAAAUUAUCUUCUACAAUAAUUCAAACUGAUGUCACUAGAAUCACCUCAAUUCAAUCACCAUUACAUUCAAACAAAAUCCUUUCAUUAACAAAUCCAAUAACACCAAAUUUUAUUGAUAUUUUACAAAGAUUUAUACCUUUAAAAUUCACAAAAUUAGUAUUAUAUUUGAUCCCAAUUUACAUUAUCAAAGAUAUAAUAACUAGAAAAUUAACUUUAGAAACUUUGAAAACAAAUUGGAAACAAUACUUAAUCAAUCUUUUGAAAUCAAUAUCAAAAUUAUCAAUUUUUACAAUCUUAACCACAAUAACUUCCCAUUAUUUAACAACCCAAAACAUAAACUCAAGAACACCAAUUAAAAAUUUUAGAAUAAUAGGAUUCAUAGCUGGUCUAUGGAGUAUUCUUUAUCAUAAAACAGUUAAUAAAUCAAUUGUUACAUAUGUUUUAAGAAUAACUUUACUUUCAUUAUGGAGAAGAAAAUUACAAAAAAAUCAUAAAAAAUUGGAAAAUUUAAACUUGGAUGUUUUAUUUAAUUCUAUUGGUUGGACUAUAUUAGUUGGAUUAUAUGAUGAUGGAUUGAAAGAAUUUAUAAGUCCAAAGAGAUUUUCAAUUUUGUCUGAAUGGAUCUCAACAGGUGGUGAAAUAUAA
Molecule: messenger RNA, 1524 nt
Organism: Hansenula ciferrii
Lineage: Eukaryota; Fungi; Ascomycota; Saccharomycetes; Phaffomycetales; Wickerhamomycetaceae
Exons: 1
Coding region: 1-1524 (507 amino acids)
Source: RefSeq, a predicted model, not a curated record